AUGGAUCAGAAGCGCGAUGGGAAAGAGUUUCUUGUGGAUAACCUCUUCCAGCAUAAGGAGUCUAUAUUUACCGAAGAAGUAUCCAACUUCGACCUGCCCGGAAGGUUUAAGGUACCCGAUAUCUCUAUUUUUUCAGGUAGUGAAGACGUAGUGGAGCAUUUGGAUAAUUUCCGAUCUCACGUAUCCUUGCAUAAGACACCCGACGCUGUGGCGUGCCGGGCUUUUCCCCUCACCUUGUCCGGAAAGGCCCGAGAUUGGCUCAGAAACCUUCCCCCGAGGUCAAUUGAUAAUUUCGAUACCCUUGGUAGGAAGUUUUUGACCCAGUUUGUGUCCGGAAGGAUCAGGAGGAAACCCCGAGGGUAUCUACUCUCCGUACGGCAGGGGCCAAACAAAUAUUUGAAGGAUUAUUUGUGGAGGUUCAACCAGAAGAAGUUGGAGACGGAAAGCGCACCAGACGAUUUCAUUUAUGGUGCAAUUUUCCAAGGAUUGAAGAAAGACGGACCAUUGAUGGCUGACUUGGUGUUGAAACCACCGAAGGAUCUCUAUACCUUUAUGGUAAAGAUGGACAGAUACAUUAAUCAGGAGGAAACGCUCCAAGCCCUUCUCGACGAUUCUCAGCAGCAACAUCAGCCUUCCACCGAGAAACCUAAGAGAAAGAAGAAUCCCAAGGCCACACAGGAUGCCAGUCCCGAGGAGUACAAGAAGGCAAAGAAGAAUUUCAGAGAUUACAAGUGGAUUCCAUUAAAUGCCUCUCUCACUGAGGUGCUUAUGGAACUCAAAAAAGAUCCAAACUACCAGAGGCCGAGGCCCAUCCCAGGAAAUCCGCCUCGACGCUUGGCUCACAAAUAUUGUGUCUUCCAUGAUUCAUAUUGUCACCUGACCGAGCAGUGUGUAUCACUGAGACAAUUGAUUGAGAAGUUCAUCGAAAAUGGGAAGUUAGUCUAA
Molecule: messenger RNA, 945 nt
Organism: Alnus glutinosa
Lineage: Eukaryota; Viridiplantae; Streptophyta; Magnoliopsida; Fagales; Betulaceae
Exons: 1
Coding region: 1-945 (314 amino acids)
Source: RefSeq, a predicted model, not a curated record